This is a messenger RNA of Sapajus apella (tufted capuchin), 2101 nucleotides long. RefSeq names its product layilin (gene LAYN). Gene Ontology annotation, molecular function: hyaluronic acid binding. Bases 735 to 1592 code for a protein of 285 amino acids. NCBI's taxonomy places the organism in Eukaryota, Metazoa, Chordata, Mammalia, Primates, Cebidae. The transcript is spliced from 7 exons. The record is from RefSeq and is a predicted model, not a curated record.
CACGCUUGCAACUAGGCAGACGUCCCAUGCCCCAGUCCCAGACGCAGCCCUCCGGAGUCUCCGGCUUCCAGGGAGCAGUCGCACGGCGUGGGAGACCCGCGCCAGUUCCCGGGGCCGCCCAGUUCCCUGCGAGUCCUGGAACGCUCGAAGCCAGUUCCCGGCCCAGAGUUACGGGGUUAGGUUGGAGGAUGUAGGAGAGGUGGGGCAGUGGGCAAACCUGCCUCAGUGGGUGCCUCUUCGGCCCGCUCCUUUACAUGCAUCGAGGUAGUCCCUGGGACCAUCCCUGCAGGGGAGGCUUGCCAGCUGACCGCUGCCUACCUCGGGCUGGGGGAGGCUGCGGCAGAGACGGCGGGGUAGGGAUGCUGGGUCCGGUACUCCUCGUGUCUGCUAGUGGGGAGGAUUGCCGGGUCCAGCGCCUGGAAUGAGAGCGCUUGGAGAUCGGGAAAGAACUCCAGUUAGGGUGGGACGAGACUCGCCUGACUCCGGGGAAUGACUCUCUGCUUCCUUCCUCCUGUUGUGUCACUGCAGCCUCGGAUUUGGACCUCAGAGGAGGGCAGCAAGUCUGCCGGGGAGGGACACAGAGGCCUUGUUAUAAAGUCAUUUACUUCCAUGAUACUUCUCGAAGACUGAACUUUGAGGAAGCCAAAGAAGCCUGCAGGAGGGAUGGAGGCCAGCUAGUCAGCAUUGAGUCUGAGGAUGAACAGAAACUGAUAGAAAAGUUCAUUGAAAACCUCAUGGCAUCUGAUGGUGACUUCUGGAUUGGGCUCAGGAGGCGUGAGGAGAAACAAAGCAAUAGCACAGCCUGCCAGGACCUUUAUGCUUGGACUGAUGGCAGCACAUCACAAUUUAGGAACUGGUAUGUGGAUGAGCCGUCUUGCGGCAGCGAGGUCUGCGUGGUCAUGUACCAUCAGCCAUCAGCACCCGCCGGUAUCGGAGGCCCCUACAUGUUCCAGUGGAAUGAUGACCGAUGCAACAUGAAGAACAAUUUCAUUUGCAAAUAUUCUGAUGAGAAACCAAUAGUUCCUUCUACAGAGCCUGAAGGUGAGGCAACAGAGCUGACAACACUUGUACUUCUAGGAGAAACACAGGAAGAAGAUGCCAAAAAAACAUUUAAAGAAAGUAGAGAAGCUGCCUGGAAUCUCGCCUCUAUCCUAAUCCCCGGCAUUCCCCUUCUCCUCCUCCUUGUGGUCACCACAGUUGUGUGUUGGGUUUGGAUCUGUAGAAGAAGAAAACGAGAGCAACCAGACCCUAGCACAAAGAAGCAACACACCAUCUGGCCCUCUCCUCACCAAGAGAAUAGCCCGGACCUAGAGGUCUACAAUGUCAUAAGAAAACAAAGCGAAGCUGACUUGGCUGAGACCCGGCCAGACCUGAAGAAUAUUUCAUUCCGAGUGUGUUCGGGAGAAGCUACUCCCGAUGCCGUGUCUUGUGACUAUGACAACAUGGCUGUGAACCCAUCAGAAAGUGGGUUUGUGACUCUGGUGAGCGUGGAGAGUGGAUUUGUGACCAAUGACAUUUAUGAGUUCUCCCCAGACCAAACGGGGAGGAGCAAGGAGUCUGGAUGGGUGGAAAAUGAAAUAUAUGGUUAUUAGGACACAUAAAAAAACGAAUCUGACAAGAAUGGAAAAGAAAUGACAUGCAAAAUUCUCUUAUUUUCUGUGAGAAAAAUAUGCAGAAAGUCUAUGAACAAGCUUAGAUCAGGUCCUGUGGUUGAGCAUGUGGCCCCCAUGACCUCCUGUUGGACCCCCAUGUUUUUGCUGUAUCCUUUAUCCCAGGCAGUCAUCCAGCUCGACCUCAUAAGAAGGAAACUUGCCCAGGUCUGACACAUAGUAUAGUCUCAAUAAAUGUCACUUGAUGAUUGGUUGUAUCUAACUUUUAAGGGACAGUGCUUUACCUGGCAGUGAUAAAGAUGGGCUGUGGGGCUUGGAAAACCACCUGUACGUUCUGUUUUCCUCGCUUUAUACAGCAGCACAUAUCAUCACACAGACAGAAAAUACAGAAUCUUUUCAAAGCCCACGUAUGGUAGCACAGGCUGGCUGGCACAUCAGCAAUUCUCAUAUCUGUUUUUUUCAAGGAAUAAAAUCAAAUAAAGAGCAGGAAA